CGAUCCAGCAGAGACUGUGUGAGAAGGAGCCGGAGCACGGAGGAGACGGAGGGGCUUCGUCCGGACACCACAGCCGGAGACGGAGCCUCACUUGCGGCAUUCAGCGUCUCGGUGGUUGCAGCAAAUCACCUGGAUCCACACGGAGGAGAACCCGUCCUCUGAUGGGCUGAUCCCCGGGUUCCUGCAGGACAAUAGCGAAGGGAAGACAUGUCUCAUUCUUUGCAUACUUGAGGAGUGACGACAACUUUCCUCCACUUCCCUGCGCGGACUGCGGAGGGACACAGACAAGCUGCAGCGUUUUUUGGACACAUAACGGGAUGUGCAGCCGGACGAUGCGCGCACACGGGUUGUGCCAUUUGGAGCAUUGCGCGUUCCCGUGCGUCCGCGCCGGGGACUCGGGGCGACGGAGUCCGCGGAGAGGCCUCGUCCGCUGAGGUCCUCGUCCGUGGAUGGAGCCUGUGGACUGGGGCUGACGAGCUUGUUUUGUGCAAGAGGAAAUGUGUGUUUUGAGGGAGGGAUCAAUACGCACGACGAGGACGCAGGAGAGCGCGCACGGAACCAGGAGCUUUGUGUUUUGGAACCUUGGAUUUAAAUUGCUGAGAAUCUCCAUCCCACCUCCCGUCCACGCAUCUGUUUGCUCUGGCACUAAAGUUUUUUUUUCCAUGCGUGAGACUUUGAUAUUGCAAUUUUGAAUCAUCUAUUUUAUGGACUAUAACAAACCUUUUCCAUGUGGACUUAUCCAGGAAGUUAUGGGACAUUAUAAAGACGUUUUUAAGGACGAAAACAAUCAGCUGCUUUAUUUUUCACACCCACUAAAAUGUAUACAAGGAUGCCGGGCAACAUGGCUGUAAACUGGGUUGUGUACUCUGUGUUUUUACUACCGCUGUUCGCAGUGGGCACAGCUUUCUCGGGGGUCUUCAACUCCACCGACAGAGACAUCUUCACCGAUGACUUGCUGCAGGUCAAGCUCGCACAAGGCAGAGCGAGCGAGCAGUGGAAACUCCAGCCGGCCGACUCCCACCCGAACUUGUACUUUAACCAGGUGGACGUGUUGCACUUGAGGCAGCGGUCCUCCACCACCCACAGUCACAUAUUCAAAGUCAUCCGGGCGGCCGUGCUCACCAUGCUGUCCAACGUCCCCUUUUACAUCCCCCCUGUGAAACACCAGGAGUUUACAAGCAAGUGGAAUGAGAUUUACGGGAACAACCUGCCUCCCCUGGCUCUCUACUGCCUGCUGUGCCCCGAGGACUCCGCCGCCCUGCAGUUUCUUAUCAAGUUUAUGGACCGGAUGGCCGAGUACCCCGACUGGAAGGUGACCAGUGCCCCCAACGACGAGGUCCCCACGGCCCACUCCCUCACUGGGUUCGCCACUGCAUAUGACUUUGUUUACUCCCAGCUGGACGAGCGCAGGAGAGACGUUUACCUCAAGAAAAUCCGCUCUGAGACCGAGGAGCUGUACGAGCUCUCGAAGUACAGAGGGUGGGGGAAGCAGUAUCUCCAGAAUCAUCAAACUACAAACGUAUUAGCCAUCAUGACUGGUGCAAUAGUGGUGGGAUCCCACGACGACCCAGAGUCGAUGAUAUGGAAACAAGUGGCAGUGAACUACAUGGAGAAAACGAUGUUUCUCCUAAAUCAUGUCGUGGAUGGCUCUCUGGAUGAGGGAGUAGCGUACGGGAGCUACACGGCCAAGUCCAUCACACAGUACGUCUUUCUAGCCCAGCGCCACUUCCACAUUGACAACACGCAGAACAACUGGCUGCUGGGACACUUCUGGUUUUACUACGCCACGCUGCUGCCGGGCUUCCAGAGGACUGUUGGCAUCGCAGACUCUAACUACAACUGGUUUUACGGGCCAGAGAGCCAGCUGGUUUUCCUGGACACAUUCGUCAUGAGGAACGGAACGGGGAACUGGCUGGCUCAGCAGAUCAGAAAGCACCGGCCCAAGGACGGUCCCAUGGGGCAGUCGUCGGCGCAGCGCUGGGCCACGCUGCACACGGAGUACAUCUGGUUCAACUCCCACCUCACGCUGCAGCCUCCCCAGGAUUUUGGCAAGGCGAGGAUGCAUAUUUUCUCGAACUGGGGUGUGGUUACCUACGGAGCCGGGCUUCCCAUCGGCCAGGGUAACACUUUUGUCUCCUUUAAGUCUGGCCGGCUGGGUGGCCGUGCAGUUUACGACAUUGUGCACGACAAGCCGUACUCGUGGGUGGACGGCUGGAACAGCUUCAACCCCGGGCACGAGCACCCGGACCAGAACUCGUUCACAUUUGCACCUAACGGACAAGUGUUUGUGUCCGAAGCACUUUACGGUCCAAAGUACAGCUACCUUAACAAUGUGUUGGUCUUCAGCCCGUCUCCCACCAGCCAGUGUAACGGUCCGUGGGAGGGUCAGCUGGGGGAGUGUGCUAAGUGGCUGCGCUGGACUGAUGAAGGUGUGGGUGAUGCCCGAGGGGAGGUGAUUGUCGCCUCCUCGCACGGGGACACCAUGUUUGUGAGUGGGGAGGCUGUGUCUGCCUACUCCUCUGCCAUGAGAUUAAAGAGCGUGUUCCGAGCGCUGGUUCUGCUCGACUCCCAGACGCUGCUGGUGCUCGACCACGUGGAGAAGUGGAGCGACUCGCCCCUGACCACCUUCAGCGCCUUUUUCCACAAUCUGGACAUUGACUUCAAAUACGUCCCGUUCAGAUUUAUGGACAAAUUCAACGGGGUGCUGAUGGACGUGUGGGACGCGCAUUAUAAAAUGUUCUGGUUCGACGCCCAGGGUCACAGCCCUGACACCAGGAUACAAGAGGCGGAGCAGGCGGCCGAGUUUAAAAAGAGGUGGACCCAGUACGUCAACGUCACUUUCUCAAUGUCGGGCCCGGUCAGCAGAGUGGCUUAUGUUUUACACGGGCCAUAUGUCAAAGUGUCCAACUGUAAAUUUGUGGACAAUGGAAAAAAUGGAGUCCGAGUUUCUUUAACCAUAAAUAACACAGAGAAGGUGGUUUCCAUAGCUACAAACUAUAAAGACAUAGGGGCAAGGUUGAGUUAUUUAGGAUUCGGAGGCCACGGCAAAAUUGAGGACGGGGAUCAGAUCACUCGAUUCGGCCUCGGGACUCAACUCAUCCCUAAAUUAAUCAGCAGUGAUAAUCAGCUGUUUGACUUUGGGUUCGCAGUCAACGUAGCAGCAGGGGUGGUUCUCUGCGUGGCCAUCGGGUUUCUGACCAUGCAGAGACGGUUCUACGUGUGCUUCAGCCGGCUGAUGCGUUACGCCCUGCUCACUGUGCUCAUCCUGUGGAUCGCCGAGCUGCUGUUUGUGUCCAACAGCUGCGACCAGCUGCUCUGCGGGGUGAAAUGGAAAAGUGCGGGUGCCAAAAGUGAAGUAAACAAACAAAUCAGACUUUCCGAGCAGCAGCGGUUCCCCCUCCCCACUGUCGUCAUAACAACCCUUCCCGGGUCGGGGUCGGAGAUUCUGAAGCAUCUUUUCUACAACAACUCUGACUUUGUUUACAUCAGAGUCCCCACUGAGCACGUUGACAUUCCUGAGACUGAGUUUGAGUUUGACUCGCUGGUCGAUGCCUGCGAGUGGUCGAGGUCAGACGCAGCGCACGGACGGUUUAAGAUUAUUCAGGGCUGGCUGCAUUCGCUGGUCCACAACACCAAGCUGCACUUGCAGAACAUUCAGCUGGUGGAGGGCAGCAGGGUCAAACAGGCCCAGAGAGCCGCCCCCCCCAGGGACAGAAAGAAGAGGUCCAGGCGGAGGGAGCCGGCGUCCGAGCUGAAGGGCAGACUGAGGGCCAGCCUGGACCGGGACGCAGAGUACAUCCGGGAGAUGAGACGACAUGUCGCCGAGUUCCCGGACGCACGGGUGGUCCUCAGCAUGCGGAGCGGGAGCUGGGCCCUCAAACUGCCUUUCAUCCAGGAGGUGGUGGGACACUCUUUGAGGUCCAUCUACUUGGUUCGAGACCCUCGAGCCUGGAUUUAUCUGAUGCUUUACAACAGCAAACCCAGUCUCUAUUCCCUGAAGAACAUCCCGCAGCACCUGUCCCUGAUAUUCAAGGAUGAUGCCGUGAGGGACGGGUGCCUGAGCGUGGCGCCGGAGUUUAAAACAAUCCAGAGUCUGCUGUCCCGCUCGGAGAGCAACCCGGCCCUCGUGCUGGCUCACCUGUGGCUGGCUCACACCGCGGCGGUGCUGAGGGUCAACCAGGGUCUCCCCGAGGAGUCCUACCUCCAAGUGAGGUUUGAGGACGUGGUCAACUUCCCGCAGGAGACGGCGGAGAGCAUCCACACAUUCCUGGGGGUGCCGCUGUCGCCCGCAGCCCUCAACCAGCUCCUCUUCACCACCUCCACCAACUUGUACAACCUCAUGUACGAAGGAGACAUCUCGCCAGCCAAUAUUAACAUGUGGAGACAGAACAUGCCUCGAAAGGACAUCCGGCUAAUAGAGGAUGUGUGUGGGGGGGUGAUGAAGAGGCUGGGCUACACCCGGCUGGCGAGUUAACUUUGCUGCUGCUGGUCGGCUGAUUCCGAGCUGUCUUGUUUACCGGAGCUGCCGAGGAAGUUCUGUUGAGUUGUUGUUUUUUGCACUGACGCUUUGUUUAAAAGGGAUUUCUCUGUCUGUUAAAGUUUUUAUUUUUCUGUUCUGUGUUUGUUUGGGGGAAUGUAAGGUGUUGCACCGACUGCAGACACAGACGCUGGUGAGGGAGGAAUAUUUUACAUUAAAAUAGGUGAAAGGAAGCUUCUGUUAUCACUCUUAUAUUUGUUUCCAGCAGCUCUUCACACUUUAGACCUUUGCUUUGCAGAGGGAAGCCACUGAAACUCAGCAUAAAGUUUAAUGUUAUUGCGGCGUCCUAGAACAGCUCAGAUUCUCCGUGUGUGUGUGUGAAA
Limanda limanda (common dab) is the source of this 4860-nucleotide messenger RNA. Its product is annotated as dermatan-sulfate epimerase-like protein. Lineage: Eukaryota; Metazoa; Chordata; Actinopteri; Pleuronectiformes; Pleuronectidae. The record is from RefSeq and is a predicted model, not a curated record. Gene Ontology annotation, molecular function: chondroitin-glucuronate 5-epimerase activity. Bases 818 to 4474 code for a protein of 1218 amino acids. The transcript has a single exon.